GUGAAGAACACCACCUCACUGUGACACGCACGCACACAAACACACACUCUUCUCUCUCUACAUUCUGAUGUUCAGUCAAUCUCUCUCUCUCUAUAUAUAUAUGUAUAAUUGUAUAUGUAUAUCUAUUUGAUAUAUUCUUGAAUUUGCCCCUUUGUUUCUUUGCCUUUCUUCACGCUAUGUUUCUUGUAUACGCAACAACUUUGCAGAAACUAUCAAAUUCUUCUCUUUCAUCCAAAUUUUCACAGGAAAGGUUCAGUUGUUAGGACUUAAUUCGUUUGAAUCCAACAUUGGAAUCAUAAGUAAGCCCUUAAUUUUCUUGUACGUUGCAUUGUGGGUAUUUAUGUAUAUCAAGUUUUGGAACAAUGAGAGAAGAAAACUGCAACAAAAACAAGAUUUCAUGGCCAAAAACACUCAAGAAAUGGUUUACAUUCAAGAACAAAGCCGAAGACUUCCAUGCAGAUGACUUCAACCAUCGAGAUUAUGAUUUCUAUGAUAAGGAAGUGUGCAUCAUCAACAAAAACAGAAGAAGAGAGAGAUCAAACAAGAAGUAUGCUCCCCAAUUGAGAGAUGUCAAUGAUUAUAGGAUCUUUGUAGCUACAUGGAAUGUGGCUGGAAAAUCACCAACAAGUUCUGUAAAUCUUGAAGAUUGGUUGCAUACUUCACCUCCUGCUGACAUUUACGUUCUUGGGUUUCAAGAAAUUGUCCCUCUAAAUGCCGGAAAUGUCCUUGGAACAGAAGACAACGGACCCGCUAAAAAGUGGGUAGCCCUCAUUCGAAGAACACUAAACAGUCUUCCAAGAACAAGUUCAGAUCCUAAUUCAGAUUUUGAAGGAUCAAAAACAGAAAAGAAUCCAUCUUUCUUGAAUGGACCUUCAAGUUGUAGCAUGAGGGUAAUGAAAAGUGAAAUGGGUAACCCACAACCAAGGCUCACACGUGGAUACAGCGUCAAUGGUUAUGACCCGAAUCUUGGAUCUUUAGAUGAUGACAGUGAUCCAGAUAGCAUACACUCACACCUACCGUAUUGUGGUGGGAACUCUAGCUACUGUUUGGUUGCAAGUAAGCAAAUGGUGGGAAUAUAUCUUACAGUAUGGGUAAAAAAUGAUCUUAGAGAUGAUGUGUGCAACAUGAAAGUAUCAUGUGUUGGCAGAGGAUUAAUGGGUUAUCUUGGAAACAAGGGUUCAAUCUCAAUUAGCAUGUCAUUGCACCAAACGAGCUUUUGCUUCAUAUGUAGUCACUUGACAUCGGGUCAAAAGGAAGGGGAUGAGCUGAGAAGAAACGCUGAUGUCAUCGAAAUCCUGCGAAAAACAUGGUUUCCAAGAGUUGAAGGAACAAAAGAUGAGAAAUGUCCUCAAACUAUACUCGAACAUGAUCGAGUGAUAUGGCUUGGUGACUUAAAUUACCGGAUCGCCCUUUCUUGCCGAUCUGCAAAGGCUCUUGUUGAGGCGUGUAACUGGAGGGCAUUGUUGGAAAAUGACCAGCUUCGAAUUGAGCAAAGGAGUGGACGUGUAUUUGGUGGAUGGAAUGAAGGGAGGAUAGAUUUCCCUCCCACUUAUAAGUAUUCAAAUAAUUCGGAUAGAUAUGCAUGUGAUGAUAUACACCCUAAAGAAAAGAGAAGAACUCCCGCAUGGUGUGAUCGGAUCUUGUGGUAUGGUAGAGGACUUCAUCAAAUAUCUUAUGUUCGUGGGGAGUCUAGAUUUUCAGAUCAUAGACCCGUGUGUAGUAUAUUUAUAGCAGAAGUUGAAUCUAUCAACCGUUGCAAAUUCAAGAAAACCACAAGUUGUUCUUCCCGUAUUGAGGUCGAAGAGCUACUACCAUAUCUACAUGGAUACUAACACAGUGACAGUGACAGUGACAGUUUUGUACUGUGUUUGGCGUGCAUUGGACUGGCUCCUACCGGCUCUCGAUCUCUCUUCCGUGCAAAAGACGUGAAUGCCUCCUCAUCUUUUCCGAUUCGCAGUCAUCUUUUCAAGAACACAACAUGAAAACAAAUGUAAGUAAAAGAAUCAAGUCUGAUGCAUUGGCUGAGAGCAUGAAGGUGGCUUGGUUAUGUGGGAAAAUUUUCAUUCUUAUUUGUGGAUAUGAUAGGAAUUUGACAUAUUUACCUUGGUAAAUUGAUAGAGGAAUAGGGUAUGAGUCUCUUGGAUGUAACUUUACAUGGGUAAUAAAGUCAUUUUGUAUGAUAAGAGGUCUAGGUUUUGUUGAAGAUGCUGUUGGGUUUUUGAUGGAUUCUUUUGUACAGAAAAGUGGAAUUCUUAUUGCAGAAGUAAAGGGCUGAGGGCUUACAUUUUUUGCUCCAAAUAUUUAUACAAUAUACUUUUGAAAGUUGUACUGUGAAAAAGUUAAAGAUUGAC
Lactuca saligna is the source of this 2351-nucleotide messenger RNA. The record is from the annotation of a GenBank genome assembly. NCBI's taxonomy places the organism in Eukaryota, Viridiplantae, Streptophyta, Magnoliopsida, Asterales, Asteraceae.